Molecule: messenger RNA, 522 nt
Organism: Macrobrachium nipponense
Lineage: Eukaryota; Metazoa; Arthropoda; Malacostraca; Decapoda; Palaemonidae
Exons: 1
Coding region: 1-522 (173 amino acids)
Biological process (GO): DNA integration
Molecular function (GO): nucleic acid binding
Source: RefSeq, a predicted model, not a curated record
AUGUUCUGUGUUUUCUUCCGCGAGGUUGGUGUUCACUCCGCUUACGAAACUGAUGGAGGACCCCCAUUUUCCAGCCAUGACUUCAAGCAAUUUGCCGACCGCUGGGGAGUUCAUCACAUCAUCACUUCUCCACAUUACCCUCAGGCUAAUGGACACGCAGAAGCUGCAGUGAAAGCUGUUAAACACCUUAUCAUCAAGACUGCCCCAUCCGGGAACAUAGAUUGUGAAGCCUUUGAUAGAGGACUGCUGGAGCUUCGGAAUACACCGAACCCUGCUGGACGCUCCCCUGCGCAGAUCCUCUAUGGCCAUCCUCUCCGUACUUGUGUUCCGGCUCACCCCAGAUCAUUCACAGAGGAGUGGCAAACUAAGACUGAAGAUUACGACCGUCGCACUGCUGCCCAAACCGACCAAGCCAUGAGCCUUUACAAUUCUCAUGCCGCCCUUCUACCCAAGCUCACCAUCGGCCAACGAGUUAGGAUACAGGACUCAACGACGCUUCGAUGGGACAAGUCGGCAUCGUGA